CGAUAAGGUAAAGAUUGAUCUGAAUGGGGAACGAUCUUGCUCGCUUGGAGGACUCCUUAAAAGAUGUCCUCAAGACGAACGGUACCCCCUUAAAGGCAAAAACAGCGAGGGCUUUUUUAAAAGAAGUAGAAGAGAUUGCCCUCUGGUUUAUAGAAGAAGGGCUCCUAAAUGUGCCACAAUGGGAAAACCUGGGUGAGGACUUAAAACGCUGCCCCUCUACAUCCCCGGGGACUCUAGCUGUGUGGUCCCUGGUGAAGGUAUGUUUACAAUCCCCCCGAGAGCCCCUGCAGCGAGCAGUACUACAGGGAGGGAAAGUCCUUGAGCAAAUGAAGGAAGAGUCCCGUAAGGGCUCCUCCCGAGAUUCUGAAUCCGAAAGCGAAAGCUCAGAAGGGAUGUCCGAACGCGAGUUACAGGAGCUAGGAAAGAUAGAGGCAAGUAACAAGAAAAGGGAAUCUCCCGGUCUCCAGACAGACUUGGAGACCGUGAGGCAGCAACUUGAGGAAAAGAAGGCGGAAUUGCAAAAGGUGUUAGGAGAGUUAAGAAUGCAGGGAGAAGCAAUGGCGCAGCUGAGAGCAGGGGCGGAAGCCACAGUUGUGGCGCAGUCGAAACUAAAAACGGAAGUUACACCGCUUCCGCAUUCCAGCCCCACAGCGCCACCCCAUGAGUGGCCCCCGCCUUAUAGGCCCAGCUGCGCCAAGACGUGCUAUUGUUCGGGCUGUACCGCGGAAAACUGGAGAGAGGUCCUUGGCCCGGGAAAAGGCUUUUUUCCAGUGUUAGAAGAUCAGAAUCAGCAGAGGUACCACAAGCCACUAGAUUUCAAGUUGGUAAAGCAGCUUAAGGAGGCAGUCAGCGCCUAUGGACCCCAGGCAGCUUUCACUAUCUCCCUUGUGGAGUCGCUGGGAACACUUUACCUCACUCCUGAGGAUUGGGCCAACCUGGCCAGAGCGGUUUUAAGAUCACGUAAGCUCUCGAUUUGAAACAAAUAUUACUUA
This is a messenger RNA of Mustela lutreola (European mink), 992 nucleotides long. RefSeq names its product endogenous retrovirus group K member 5 Gag polyprotein-like. The transcript has 2 exons. The coding region runs from base 24 to 977 and encodes 317 amino acids. Gene Ontology annotation, molecular function: structural molecule activity. Gene Ontology annotation, biological process: viral process. The record is from RefSeq and is a predicted model, not a curated record. NCBI's taxonomy places the organism in Eukaryota, Metazoa, Chordata, Mammalia, Carnivora, Mustelidae.